GCUCCGGAUGUUCCGCAACCCGGGCGGCUCACGGGUGAAGGAUCCCGGGGCCUACGACUGUGCUCCGGAGCGGGAGGCGCCAGCUGGCUGUAGAGAGGCCGGGUUGAGAUCCUGGAGGCGCGCGGGGGUGGGCGCUGCAGCCGCGGGUUGUUUAUCUGGAGUACGGAGGGGAGGGGGGAGCCUGGAAACCGCCCCGUGUCCCAUUUCCUCCUCUUGUUUUCGCUCCGGAUUCUCCAUGUUGGACCCAAACUGAGGAGCCCGGAGCUGCCGCCGGGGGAUCGGGGCCGGGGGCAAGCGGGGGAGCCGUUGCCCGGGCCUCCCGCUCUCCGUACAGGCCGCCUCCCUUCCCGGCCCAGGGGAGGAACAAGAGCAGCGAUGUGAACAGCAGUGGGAGUCGGAGUCUCGGAAGACGGAGCCGGAGCCGGAGCGGGCCCCCGCCCAGGCCCCCCAGCCCAGCCCAGCCCAGCCUGCGCCCGCGCGUCCUCCCGCCCAGCCAGCCCGGGCCCGCGGGAUUGUUAGAUGGAACACGGCUCCAUCAUCACCCAGGCGCGGAGGGAAGACGCCCUGGUGCUCACCAAGCAAGGCCUGGUCUCCAAGUCCUCUCCUAAGAAGCCUCGUGGACGUAACAUCUUCAAGGCCCUUUUCUGCUGUUUUCGCACCCAGCAUGUUGGCCAGUCAAGCUCCUCCACUGAGCUCUCCGCAUACAAGGAGGAAGCCAACACCAUUGCCAAGUCGGAUCUGCUCCAGUGUCUCCAGUACCAGUUUUAUCAGAUUCCAGGGACCUGUCUGCUCCCGGAGGUGACAGAGGAAGAUCAAGGAAGAAUCUGCGUGGUCAUUGACUUGGAUGAAACCCUUGUGCAUAGCUCCUUUAAGCCAAUCAACAACGCUGACUUCAUAGUGCCUGUAGAGAUCGAAGGGACCACUCACCAGGUGUACGUGCUCAAGAGGCCUUAUGUGGAUGAGUUCCUGAGACGAAUGGGGGAACUCUUUGAAUGUGUUCUCUUCACUGCCAGCCUAGCCAAGUAUGCUGACCCUGUGACGGAUCUGCUGGACAGGUGUGGGGUAUUCCGGGCCCGCCUGUUCCGUGAGUCCUGUGUGUUCCACCAGGGCUGCUAUGUCAAGGACCUCAGCCGCCUGGGAAGGGACCUGAGGAAAACCCUCAUUCUGGACAACUCACCUGCUUCUUACAUCUUCCACCCAGAGAAUGCAGUGCCUGUGCAGUCUUGGUUUGAUGACAUGGCAGACACUGAGUUGCUGAACCUGAUCCCAAUCUUCGAGGAGCUGAGCGCAGCAGAGGAUGUCUACACCAGCCUUGGGCAGCUGCGGGCCCCUUAGCCUUCCCUGCUGCCAAGCAAUGGCCAUCCCAGUAGGGGACUUUCCUACACUGUGCCUUUAUGAUCAGCCUGACAGAGCAGAAUCUGGAGCAUCUCACCAAAUGAGACCUGGAAAUAGAAGUGAUUGGAAAGAGCUUUAGGACAGGUUAGAUGCUGAGUGGGCAGAUAUCAGACCAGCGAUACCCAGAGCUGCCUGCUCCCUGAGUUGGGUUCCCAAGAUGUGAGUAAGUGUGUGUAUUUGUGUGUGUGUGUGUGUGUAUGAGUGUGUCUUGCCUUGAACUGUGGCCCCGGGAUGAAAGUGUUUCAGGUUGGGGGAGAAAGUGAAUGAUCAAGACUCUCCCCAA
This is a messenger RNA of Kogia breviceps (pygmy sperm whale), 1678 nucleotides long. It is a transcript of the gene CTDSP2, whose product is annotated as CTD small phosphatase 2. NCBI's taxonomy places the organism in Eukaryota, Metazoa, Chordata, Mammalia, Artiodactyla, Physeteridae. Gene Ontology annotation, molecular function: RNA polymerase II CTD heptapeptide repeat phosphatase activity. The record is from RefSeq and is a predicted model, not a curated record.